Messenger RNA from Papaver somniferum (opium poppy), 1571 nucleotides. RefSeq names its product cysteine synthase 2. The transcript is spliced from 6 exons. The coding region runs from base 67 to 1353 and encodes 428 amino acids. Lineage: Eukaryota; Viridiplantae; Streptophyta; Magnoliopsida; Ranunculales; Papaveraceae. Gene Ontology annotation, molecular function: cysteine synthase activity. The record is from RefSeq and is a predicted model, not a curated record. Gene Ontology annotation, cellular component: cytoplasm.
UAGUAGACGGAAAACACCGUCAGUCCGAUAUUAGGGCGUUUCUUUCAAUUCCAGAAAGCAGCACCAAUGGCACCUCUGAGAAACACAGGUGGUGCUAUUGUUGCAGCAGCAAUAUCCAUGGCCGCCAUUCUCACCUACUUGUUACAAAACCCUCGACCAAAGUAUUAUUAUUCAGUCGGAAAAUUUUUAUCAUCGAAGAAGAAGAAAUCAAGAAAUGGUGGACUCAUAGAUGCCAUUGGGAACACUCCUUUAAUCAGAAUCAACAGCCUUUCUGAAGCUACUGGAUGCGAAAUUCUUGCAAAAGCUGAGUUUUUGAAUCCUGGGGGAAGCGUGAAAGAUAGAGUAGCAGUGAAAAUCAUUGAAGAGGCUCUUGAUUCUGGAGAGCUUGUACGAGGAGGAGUUGUUACCGAGGGCUCUGCUGGUAGCACUGCUAUAAGUCUUGCAACUGUGGCUCCUGCUUAUGGGUGCAAAUGCCAUGUGGUUAUUCCAGAUGAUGCUGCUAUUGAGAAGGCUCAAAUAUUGGAAGCUCUAGGUGCUACCGUUGAAAGAGUGAGACCUGUAUCAAUUACGCACAAAGACCACUUCGUCAAUAUUGCAAGGAGAAGAGCAAAGGAAGCCAAAGAAUUGGCAUUAAAACAGACAAAAAUUGAUCAACUUGAUGCUGAAGACUCGGAGAAAACCAGUAAUCACAUAUUACAAGGCGAUCAGUCUGUUUUCCCUGAUGAUUGUAAAGGGGGUUUCUUUGCUGAUCAAUUUGAAAACCUUGCCAACUUUCGGGCUCACUAUGAAGGAACUGGGCCAGAGAUCUGGGAACAAACAAGUGGCGAAUUGGAUGCCUUCGUGGCAGCUGCAGGUACUGGUGGCACUGUUGCUGGCGUUUCCCUGUUUCUUCAGGAAAAGAAUCCAAAAAUUAAGAGCUUUCUUGUUGAUCCUCCUGGUUCCGGACUGUUCAAUAAAGUAACAAGGGGAGUAAUGUAUACCCAUGAGGAGGCUGAGGGCCGAAGAUUAAAGAACCCAUUUGACACCAUAACCGAAGGAGUUGGAAUCAACCGUCUGACGAAGAAUUUUAUGAUGGCAAAACUUGAUGGAGCUUUUCGAUGUACAGAUAUGGAAGCAAUUGAAAUGUCUAGGUUUCUUUUGAAGAAUGAUGGAUUAUUCGUUGGAAGUUCUUCAGCCUUGAACUGUGUUGGAGCUGUUAAAGCUGCAAAGAAAAUGGGUCCUGGUCACACAAUCGUGACGAUUUUAUGUGAUAGUGGGAUGAGGCAUUUGAGUAAAUUUUAUAAUGCUCAGUAUCUCUCUCAGUAUGGUUUGACACCCUCUGCUACUGGAUUGGAUUUCAUGUGUGUUAGCUGAUUUCUUCAACAUAGGCAGAGAUUAUUUUUUUCACUUGAAGUUUGCUUUCAUGUACAAUCUUCAUUGGCACUUCCCAGAUCAAUGAAGUCGAACCUUUUUGUUAAAGAUGUACCAAUUAUAGAGGUGAAAAUUAGGAAGACAGACGCAUACUAAUUAUAGAGAAUACUUGAUACUAACUCAUUGUAUUUCUCUGUUUAAGCAUUCAGCCACCGCAGUAU